AUGCUCAGCGUCGACGGUCGGUCUUGGACGAAAGUCGUAGUAGUUGUCGUCGUAAGGCGUGGCACAGUCGGCGCGAGCAUGGGCCCACUAGUGGGCCGAAAGGCACGCUAGGGGGUGCGUGUGGCAAGCCACGUGGCAUGCCUCAAGGCACGCGGGCGGCAGUGCCGGGUGGGCACGCGGGCCACAGGAGCCGGCGUGCAGGGCACAUGCAGCAGUGGCGCUUUGGCAAGAUGCCGAGUGUCAGCGGCACUUCGGCGGGAAUGCCAAGCGUCAGCGGCGCUUCGGCGGGAAUGCCGAGCGUCAGCGGCGCUUUAGUGGGAAUGCCAAGCGUUAGUGGUUGGGUGGAAGCCCCAACCGUCGCCGGAAGGAUCGGCCUUCUCUGGCGGCGCUGGGAAGUAGAGCAGAGGAAGGAGAUGAUCUCGGCCGACGAUACCAGGGAGGGUUGAGCCCUCUUGGUCUAGGCAGCACCGGAAACGGCGCGACGGUGGUGGAUCGUCGGGAAACUCUGGCGGGGGCCUGUGCAGAGCUUGGACUGGAUCUGGCUCAUCGGCAUGGCUGCAAGGUCUCUCCUGACGUCAGUGGCAGGUAGGCGUUCGUCGGCAAAUGGCCAGCGACUAGGCGGAGUAGCGGAUGGUGGCUCCAGCGAGUUUAUGGUGGAGUUUCGAAGGAAGAGGUGGCAGUCUGAUGGCAAGCGGGACCUAUCUCCAUCAGCUCAAGAGACACUAGCAGUCCGAGUUCAGCCCAAUCGACGCGCGAAGACAAAGGAGCCUGGCUUUCGCUACGCGGCCUAG
Spirodela intermedia is the source of this 791-nucleotide messenger RNA. The record is from the annotation of a GenBank genome assembly. Lineage: Eukaryota; Viridiplantae; Streptophyta; Magnoliopsida; Alismatales; Araceae.